UCUUGCCAUUUCGUCCCCUCCAAAAAUGAGCGAAUCCAGAACAACCCAAAAUUUUAGAGCAUUUGCCAAGUUCGGCUCUUUUUUCGCAAGUUUUCCCUAUUACUUUUCUACCGAAAAAACAGUCAAAAUCCCAUUUCUCCUUAAACUUUACUGCUACGGAAUUUUCUUGCUUUCUCUAAUCAUACUUGUGCAAAUUACACCAGAUUACUUGGCAAAUCUUCAGUGGAAAACUACUUCAACUCGUCCCACAGAUAAUUUCUGUUUCACCUCCUUCAUCGCCAUAUUUUUUAUAGUUAAAAUAGUUUCCUAUGUUAUUUGUCUCCUAAAAAAUAGAAAUAUUGUCAAACUUCUAGCAUACUUUGAUUCAUAUGAUGAGGAAUCCCACUUUGACACUAAAAAGAACAUAAGUCCGAUCGACUUCCAUUUUUGGGGUUUAUUGACAGGCUCAUUGAUCACAAUUGUUGGAAAUUAUCUCGUCGCACGGCAUCAAUUUGUUGUAAUUUUGUCCUCAGAUAAUGCAAAAUAUUACUUGGUAACUUUGCUUUCUUGGGGAAAUAUCGACAUUGCAAUUUUCUUAAACUACGUAGCACACUGCUUUUGUGAGGUCUCUUUCAUCUUUCACAUGUGCACGCUGGUGUACUUUUUGCGAUGUUUGAAGCAAAAAAUGAUCGCUCUGCAGAAUCAAAUUGUAGAAAAAAAUUUAGCGAAUGAUAAAGUUGUGGUUUUUGAAAAUAUGUUAUUAUCUAGGAAAGUAUUUCAUAUUAAUAAAAUACCUGGAUAUGAGAAAGCUGUAGUAGGAUUUGAAAAUCCAGUGGAAAAGCUGCAAAAACUUGUCAGAAUUAUGAGAGAGAUUAAUUGUUUUUGUGGCGAAUUUAUCUUUGUAUUCAUAAGUUUGACGUUAUGCAUGGGAAUAGUUUUGCUAUAUGUAAUCAUAACUUCGCUAAUUUAUAUGGCAACUGCCGACAGAAACCUGGAAAUUAUGAAACUUGGCAUGUUCGCUCUGACGACGGUGUUUCUUUUUUCAGCAUUGAAAGUUGCGGUUUUAGUUAAUGCUGGCGAACAGUUGAAGAAUGUGAGACAGAAUUUCAUCUUUAACUUGGAUAUGAUACGACAUGAAAAUAUUCACCAGAUUUAUGAUGAUAAUACCGUCGGGGAUUUAAAGCAAUUGAUUAAAAACCAUAAAUUUGAAAUAAAUGCUUGCGGCUUUUUCAUAGUGAACCGAAAAUUGGUUGUAGCGAUGAUUGGAUCAAUGAUAUCUUUCAUUGUUGUGCUCGUCCAAUUUCGCUCCACGGAAUGAAAUAAAUUGAAAGUCAUGAUUUCUUGAUUAUAUAAUAGAAGGCCGAAGAUGGAUAAUUUAAUUAGUUAAGAUCUUUCGACAACUCAAAAAAUUGAAGCAUAGUAAUUUUCCCUUUAUAUUGUGCAAUUUUAUUAUGUUAGACAUUUGUUAAGAUGCAUAAUUUGUGCAGAGCGACGCUAUCACCAUUCCAGACUCAUUGUACAUAAUUUGGUCCUUAGCAUUGUGAUAAAAUAAUGAAUUUUUGUUCAGUUUAUUUCAUUACAAAACCUUCAAUUGUUAUCACUUGAUCUUUAGAAAGGACUAAUUGGCAAACUGUAUUAUUUCAAUAACUAAUAAGUAAAUUUGACACACCCAGUCCUCAAACUUGGACAAAACCUAAUUUCUAAAGUCUCAAAAUUUAUAAGACAAUCAUAAACUCUUAGUAAUUGCUCCAACUAAUUAGGAUUAGUUUUCCUAGUUUAUUUUUCAGACCCUUGUCAAGUAAUCAUUGCACGAAGUCUAUUAAUCUGUUCUAAAGCAAAUGGAGACCAUCAUUGCUUUCAGCCUACAUAAAUACGAAUAAAGUAAAUAAUUUAUUUUCAUGGAGAA
This is a messenger RNA of Folsomia candida, 1885 nucleotides long. RefSeq lists its product as uncharacterized. Gene Ontology annotation, biological process: sensory perception of taste. The transcript has 3 exons. The record is from RefSeq and is a predicted model, not a curated record. Gene Ontology annotation, cellular component: membrane; axon; dendrite. Lineage: Eukaryota; Metazoa; Arthropoda; Collembola; Entomobryomorpha; Isotomidae. The coding region runs from base 26 to 1297 and encodes 423 amino acids.